AUAACUUGAUUGCAGCAUAGAGAAGAAGUUGAUUUAGGAGGACGAUGGCUAAAGCAUCGGUGUGCGUGCUGAUUGCUACUGUGCUUAGUGCUACAGGUUUGGAUCUGCCGAACCUUGCACUGAACAAGCCCACAGAACAAAGCUCAGUAUAUAAAACAUGGACAUCUGAUCUGGCUGUUGAUGGCAACAAAAACACUAGAAGUGGUGAAAAAUGUGCCCAUGUUGCGUUAGUACCGAAGCCGUCGCUAGACUGGUGGCAGGUAGACCUCCAGGAGACCUUCUCAGUCCUAACUGUCUCCGUCACCAACAGGGGGGACUGUUGCCACGAAAGAUUAACCAACUUCACUGUGGAGGUCCAUACUUCUGACCCGAUGACCAGCAACAACACCGGCCUACAAGUCUGCUAUUUGCAUGAAGGCACGGUGGGCAGAGGUCUGACGGUAGACUUGACCUGCGCCGUCAACACCAUUGGACGUUACGUCAGAAUAGUCAAGUACAACUCCGGUCUUCAGCCUUUAACCUUGUGUGAAGUGGCGGUAAGGGGAGCCCAAGUGCGCAACACAGGCGGAGUAUCAUAUGCCGUGUUCAGUCGUCACAGCACAGGAGCCAGGGAGUCUCACAACAUCAUCGCCAGCCAUGAAAACAUCCGGAAGCCCGACUGUGCCAAGAUGUGUCUCCGUAAGGCGACUUGCAACGCCUUCAACACCAGGUCUCCCUCAAUGGGCGUGGUCAGUUGCGAGCUGCUGGCCGUGGCCCUUGACCCCGUCACUAAUCCACCAUGGGAUGUAUAUGAGAUCAUCAUGAAAAAAUAAUGUGAUAGAAAAAGUUAUAGUCCUCGCACGAUUAUAUUUAGCAGUGUGUGCAUCUCCAACUAGAUAAAUAGCGCUUUUUAAAUACAUCAUGUAAACGUUUAUCUUUCAGUCGGUUCUGGUAAUGAGCGUACGCUUACUUACUUACUUUAACGUGCGCUUUCCGACAUUAUGCGUAUUUCGUACACGGCUGAACGUACGUUGCACACCCUGCUAAAUAUAGCCGCUCGCAGUCACCUGACUGUUGACCUUUGCCCGGAUUGUAGUCACGUGAUGAGAACUCAAUGAGAACAAAAAGGAUAUUUCUAGAAAAAUCGCACAAUGCUUUUUUUGUCAUUACUGAAGGUAAUAUUUCUUGUCGCUUGAACGGCGUUUUUUCGCUUUAAAUGUAUUAACCCACAUGCAGCUAUCGUCUUUCAUUAAUAAUAACGAUAUUCUAUGUCAAGAGGCGAGGACUAAAGGUUCAACAGUUUGCCUUCAACUUAAGGUCUCCGUAUAUGGGCGUGGUCAGAAGCGAGUUGCUAGCCAUGGCCCCUCGUUCCGCCGCCAAUGCAACAUGGGAUGUGUAUACGAUGAAUGGCGUUGAGAGUACAGCAGAGUGUGUGAGUGAGUUGGGGUUUACCCCGCUGUUACCAGUUUACCAGCUUUAUCUAAGCAGUAGAUACCACAAAUGGUCUCCACUGCUCUCAUGCUACGAAUCAACCCCGGCCUUCUGCGUGACGAGCGAGCACUUUGAUAAUUAGGCUAGGCCUGGGAAUCAUUAGGCAUACGCCUGGAAAGUUACUGACUGCGGCGGUGAACAACAUUCACUUUGGUAAAUUUUAAAAUUCUGAAAAAAGGGCAGUUUCUAAAGUAAUAAAUAUCAUUAUUAUAUAAUGGGGGCGGUCGGGUAGCCUAGUGGUUAAAGCGUUCGCUCGUCACGCUGAAGACCUGGGUUCGAUUCCCAACAUAGGCACAAUGUGUGAAGCCCAUUUCUGGUGUCCCCCGCCGUGAUAUUGCUGGAAUAUUGCUAAAAGCGGCGUAAAACCAUACUCACUCACUCACUAUCAUAUAAUAAUAUCACAUUAUAAUUAAAAUGGCGUAUUUUUUAGCUUUCAUAGACUUUUAAACGGAGAAAAAUUUCACUUCUUUUUAAAUAAGUGAUAUCAUGGUAUUAAAUGUUCUAAAACAAAUGUAUGGAACCGUCAAGGAUGUGUUUAGACUCAGUGUAACAGCACCCUAUUUUGCAACUUCUUUCAGAGUACGCUGAGGGUGUAUUUUGAGCCCUCUUCUGUUUUCUUUCUUUACACUGAACUUGUAAAUCGUGGGUAUGCUGCAUGUUGUUUGUUUGUUUGUUGUUUAACGCCAAACUACGUCAGUAUUCCAGCUAUAUGACGGC
Haliotis rufescens (red abalone) is the source of this 2187-nucleotide messenger RNA. Its product is annotated as fucolectin-3-like. The coding region runs from base 45 to 812 and encodes 255 amino acids. The record is from RefSeq and is a predicted model, not a curated record. Lineage: Eukaryota; Metazoa; Mollusca; Gastropoda; Lepetellida; Haliotidae. The transcript is spliced from 4 exons.